AUGCUUGCCAGCACUUUGGCAGUCGCCGAAGGGAACUGGACUGAACUCCCCAAGGCCAAGUUCAAGACGUAUGCCCAGGGCAAACUCAACAAUGGUGCAGACACCAUGGAUCCGCGUCCAGCCACGCUUGCGGAGGCCAGCAUGAUCUGCUCCAACGACGAAGCAUGUGCUGGCUUCACGUACCAGUCUGAGACAAAGAGGCCGAGACAUCGUGUCUUGGUCUGGUUUAAAUCUGUGUUCAAGCAUCAGGGCUCUCACGGAAAUCUCCAGGGCUGGCAUUCGUGGAAAUUUGAUUCUCAGGGCGCCGACAACGAGUGCCGGAACGAGUGCAGGCAGCAAGUUGGCGACGGGCAGGAGCUGGACCCGUGGUGCGUCCUGGAGCUGGACGUCGCCGACUCCAACGACAAAAUCAAGAAGAAGUACAAGGAGCUCGCCAGGAAGUACCAUCCAGACAAGCACAAGGGCAGCGUGUCGGCCACCGCCAAGUUCAGAGACAUCCAGGACGCUUGGGAGACCCUCAGGGAGCCCAACUCCCAGAAGAGGCGCAUGGCCUGGCAGCGGCGCCAGCACCGGCGGACGCAGAAGUUCCCAUACGACAAGAACCCGAAUGUGACCCGGCUGACCAAGAGCACGAUCAGCGCACUCGUACUUGCAAAGGGGGGCCGCGACCCGUGGUUCAUCCACAUGUUCAACCAGUACGACGACGGCUCCAUGCACUUCGGCGCCGUCGACUGCUACGACUGGAAGCCCACCCGGGGAGCCGAGAAGAUGCCCCGCACCCUUGGCGGGGGGCGCGGCCAGAGGGGGAACUCAGACAUAUUCCUCGUGGUGCCGUCGGACGGCAUCUCAGUGAAGUACGAGGAGAGCCUGACAGCGGAUGCGCUGGUGAAGUUCGCCCAGACCUGGACCCAGGAGCCCCACGACGUGCAAGUCGUGGUUGGCGGUAGAUCUGGACUGCCUGUUGAGAGUUCCCCUCAGCUGUGGCUGGUCACCACCUCCAAGGCGAAGGGCCACUCCUGCGAGAGCUGCCCAAUGGCGGCGGCUCUGUUCAAGCGGUCGAGCGUCGUGAGGGGGUUCCAGAACGUCGGCAUCUUGGACUGCAGCAGGGACGACAUCGUCGGCGACUCGCUGCGCCCCCCUGCGCUGGCCUGCAGCUUCGGGAGGCCGAACCUGCUGCUGGUCAGCGACCUGCAGGGGGAGUCGUGCGGCUACUGCUACCACGAGCACAAGCAGGUCGGGUGCGUAUACAACGAGCAACACCGCGGGUGCGCCACCGAGGACGGGAAAUACUACUGCCGAAACGUCGAUGGCGACUCUCCUGUCCAGUCCUGCCUCCAGAGGAGCGCCUUCGAGCCACUCAUGCCAUCGAAUUGGAAGUUCAGCCUGCGGGAGUUCACGCUGGCCCUGCACGUGGCGGAGCGCACUGCGGUUGCAGUGGGAGACUCGUCGAGCUCGUGCUCGGCGGCGGCCAGUCCAGGAUGA
Prorocentrum cordatum is the source of this 1482-nucleotide messenger RNA. The record is from the annotation of a GenBank genome assembly. Lineage: Eukaryota; Dinophyceae; Prorocentrales; Prorocentraceae.